CGUUUCUUUCUCCCGUUCUCCCUUUCUUUCUUUCAGUCAGAGAAAUCACACAAACCCAACCACAAAACCCUAGCACUGUAAGCCUACACCACCGCCACAAGGAGGUGCAUACUGCCGCCGUCCGUCGCACUCAAAGUUCGCCAUCCGUUAUCUAGCUUCCCUCGUGCUCCAAUUCUUCAACCCCUGUUCGCUGUCACCGAUCGCGGUUGCUUCCUCGAGCUCGGCGUCCGUCGUCUUUGUCUGCUCAGCCGCGCUUCCGUCGCCGUUUGUUUGCCGUUCACGUUCGCGUUCGCUCGGCGUUCACCGUUCGCGUUCACUCGUUGUUCACCGUUCGAGUUCGCGUUCGUCUGGAAGCCACGUUGCUCUGCUUCAAACUCUGCGACCAACCCGCGUGCUCCACUCAGCAGUCGAACUGCUCUCUGUUGUCCCCGCCGUGAGUUCCCUAAACCCGCCACCAGACAAUACACUCACACAACAGACAACACCAAUACUCUUCUUCAAACUCUGCAACUUCUGAUUUCUACUACAAUAACAGCAGCAGCCAGCGCCCAGUUCCUAGCGCCGCCGUCGCCGACGAACUCUUCUCUUCAGCCAGCGUCCAGCCCCGGUGUCGCCGAUCCUCUUUUCCUAGAUCCCUUCUCCUCGCUCGCUAGGUCUUCUUGGAGCUGCUGUUGGCAUUGCCGCCUCUGUCCUCAUCGUCGUCGGCCACCCUGAACUUGUGUCUCUGUCCUCGUCGUCGAGCCCUCCCUCGCGCGCGCAUCGAGCCUCUGUCUUCGAUCCCCUCUCUGUCCGAGCUCACUUUCCUCCCUCCGUCGCCGUCGCUUUUCUUCCUCCCUCGCCGCCCCAUGGAAGCGAAUUGUAUAUCUCUGUAUCUAUUUGUAGCAAGAAAGUAGGCUAGGCUUUACCCGCGGGCAAGCUAGCUAGCAGAAAGUGAGUGAAGCUGCUUUGGUCUACUCUGGGUGCACAAUUAUUAUUGUAAAUAAUGAGAUAUCGGUACGCCAUGGUGUGUUCAUCGAACCAGAAUAGGAGCAUGGAAGCGCACUUCCUCCUAAAGAGGCAGGGCUUCGACGUCUCUUCUUACGGCACAGGUGCGCACGUUAAGCUUCCUGGUCCCUCCCUCAGAGAACCCAACGUCUACGAUUUCGGUACCCCUUACAAGCAAAUGUUCGAUGACCUUCGCAGAAAAGACCCUGAACUCUACAGACGAAAUGGAAUAUUGCCGAUGCUUAAAAGAAACUCAACAGUCAAAACAGCACCUCAACGAUGGCAAGACAAUGCUGCUGAUGGCUCCUUUGAUGUGGUAUUUACAUUUGAGGAAAAAGUUUUUGAUAUGGUUAUUGAAGAUCUUCACAAUAGAAAUCACAUUCACAUGAAAAGUGUGCUGGUAAUCAACUUGGAGGUGAAAGAUAACCAUGAGGAAGCAGCAAUAGGAGCAAGGCUUACUUUAGAUCUAUGUCAAGAGAUUGAAGCUACUGAUUCAUGGGAGGAGACCAUUGAUGACAUUGUUGGUGGUUUUGAAAAACAACACCGGCGGAAGUUGUUGUAUGGCAUCUCCUUCUACUAAUAGAGUAUCCAAAAUGUUGAGCAGUAUUUUCAUUUUUGUAUGGAUUAGUCUUCCAUAACUUAGAGCCACUUAAUGUAAAAUUUGAUGUAGAUUUCAUUUUUAAUGAAAUUUAAUGUAUCCUAUAUGGUUUAGAUGUGUCAUGAUGGUAUUCAUUAGGAGUCAAGCUUCAAGGGGUGGCUAGUCGCUGACUUUGGUCUAAAGACAACAAUUUCCUGUGAGAAAAGUAUUUGGAAAUGCACUUAUAAUUAGUUCCUAAUUUUUUUUAGCAUACAUGAUUACAAUUAAAUUCCAUGGGUUAAUUUGUA
This is a messenger RNA of Arachis ipaensis, 1869 nucleotides long. NCBI's taxonomy places the organism in Eukaryota, Viridiplantae, Streptophyta, Magnoliopsida, Fabales, Fabaceae. The record is from RefSeq and is a predicted model, not a curated record.